CUUCACAGUCAUGAUGCGAGGUAGCUCCUUAUUCUCCAGGGAGAAUAUUCACUAAGAACCGGACAUCUUAUAAUACUUCUACAGCCUUCAGAAAUGAUCCGCAUCAACAACACCCAAUACUUCCACUUCCUGCAGGAGGCAGAUGCCUUACGUCGCUCAGGAUCCCUCUGUGAUGUCAUCAUCUCAGUAAAGAGUCACAUAUUUAAGGCUCAUCGGCUAGUACUGGCUUGUGCUAGCAGAAGACUAGCGCAGCAGCUAGCCCAGGCAGCCACAGACAACUCAGCCCACUGCACUCUGGAGUAUUUCUCCCCCCGCACCUUCCAGCAAGUUCUGGACUUCACCUACACACAGACCCUGGAGGUGACUGAGGGGGACCUGCAUCUGCUGCAUAGAGCUGCUCAGCUGUUGGAGAUGCAGCUGCUGGAGGACCAGUGCCUGAAGCAGCUGGGAAAACUCAACUACAGAGAAGUGGAGGCUGACAGAAGAGAAAUCCCAUGUUUCAAAGAGAAGGAGCAAGAUGAAAGUGCAGAGAAGAACGGCCAAAAGCAAUCAUCAAGUCCAGUUGAGGAGGAGAAACUCCAAGAGACUUCUUCCCCAGAGGAGGCAAACGAUUGCAUUGUCAUGGAGAACCUCUCGCCCUGUGAUCCUGAUAAGAACCCCAACAGUCUGCCACCCCAAAAGAAGAAGCUUAAAGGCCCCCCCGUGUUAGAAUCAUCCCCUAACAGAGAGCGUGUCACCAGGCCUGCCAGUAGCAGCGCCACACUCUCCUCUCCAUGGACAUUCCCUCCAAACAUGUGGAGCUCUGUGAGCACCCUGAGGCGGAUCGCAGGGAAUUAUUCAAGUUUAAUCGCAGCUCACCCCCUUCAGUCCCAGAGCCCGUCCUCAAUUGCAUACCCAUUCCCCCUCUCCUCCCCCCACAUGUUCCCCCUACUCGGAGCUCAUUUUCAAACCCCUGUUCACAGCUCUGUAAUGGGCUACUCAAGCUUUCAUCCAAGUUAUACACACAACCUCUAUGCUCGGCCUUCAGGGGUGGGGAGCAUUAUCAAGCAAGGCCUCUUGAAAAGAAAAAAAAACAGCCAGAGAGCAUUUACUGGGACCAGUCACACCGGUGAGAGGAGUUACCAUGAGGUACCCAAAGCCAGCAGAGAGAGAGUUAAAGACUGCCAACGCUGCUGUAGCACCCUCCAUGAUAAUCCAACGCAGCGGGAGCCAGCCUCCACACCAUCGGGUGAGGUCUGUGCAGGGUGUCGUGUCUGUGGGAGAGGAGAUGUGGUGCAGCACGAACCACAAUGCCAUCAACAAGAACACAGAGGAGAAAAACCCUACCAGUGCCAACACUGCCCAAAGAAGUUUAGUCUGAAACACCAACUGGACACACACCAUAGAGUUCACACCGGAGAGAAACCCUUCGAGUGUCGUCUCUGUGGUCAGCGCUCACGGGACUACUCGGCCAUGAUCAAGCACCUGCGGACUCACGGGGGGGCCACACCCUACCAGUGCACGGUGUGUCUGGAGUUCUGCAAUAGCCUGGUCUCCAUGCAAAGACACAUCAAGAGCCACACCGUGCAGGACUUCCCUCCUGACUGGAGCAUCAACAGCACCUACCUGUACAACUCACAUAUCUGAGCCUCGCAACACAAACACUUCUUCACAAAGUUCUCAUUAGUGUAGCUUAAGGUGUUGCCUCCAAUGUGCUAUCAUUACUUUUUAAUAAAAGCCGCUAAGCAUUUGUUCGUUUUAAAAACCAACAAGGUCCUUUGACAACACUUACCACAAGUUAACAAUACAUGAGGCAGAAAUUGGGGCUCUCCCAGGUGUUGCAAUAACUUCUAUACAAACUGAAACUGCUUUGUAUUGACGUUCACCAUCAUAGAACAGAGAGAUGCUGCACUAAUUUCCAAUAGCAAGUCUGCAAAGCUACUGGAAGUGUUUACCAUGAUACUUUAGGUCAUUUACGUGCAUUAAAGUCACAUCAGCAGCUCCUCCUCGUCAAAUGACGCAGGCACCUUCCCUACUUUCAUAUUUAUUGGACGCUUGUGUAAACUUUUGUAAGUUGGACCUAGGUUUAUAGCUCCCUCAUGAGGACAACCACUGUAACAAAAGGUGGUUGUUUGCUGUAGCACUGCUCACAAAUGAAUCAUCAGGUUAGAAGUGGCUGAGGUAUUGUGUAUGCAGCUGGAAAAAAAUAUAUUUGUUUCAUUAAAUAAUGGAAGAUUUAAGCAGACUACAUUUGUUGACCCAGAUUAAAAUAAUAUAUCUGUAUUGCAUAACACCUUUGAAGUCUGGCACUUUCUCAUUUUUUGUAUCUUUCAUUAGUAGUUUUAUUCAAUCAUCAGUCACUAAUGUGGAGCUGCCGAAUACACAUGUUGCUGGCAACAAUAUAGGUAAAUACUACCUGCCAUACAUCUUGACAAACAUCACAGCAGUUAUGUGAAAAUAUUCCAGAAGUCCUCGUAGCAUAUUUAUAAAACCAUUCACAUGUCUUCCAAGAAGUUUCCAAUAGUUUUCAGAAGAGCUAAGCCACUGAAAGCUGUUAUUAUUAUUAUGUGUACAGUAUUAUAUUAAUAUGUAUGGGGUAGAAAAUAAAUAAACACUCACCUAUAUUUCCAUUUAAAGGCUUUAAUGGAUGAAUAUACCAUGUUUUAAUAAUAAUAAUAAUUCAUUUGAUUUGUAAAGCACCUUUCAUUGCUUGUUUUAGAUAUGCUUCAAAUAAACAAGCUUAC
This is a messenger RNA of Gymnodraco acuticeps, 2723 nucleotides long. It is a transcript of the gene zbtb32, whose product is annotated as zinc finger and BTB domain containing 32. The record is from RefSeq and is a predicted model, not a curated record. Gene Ontology annotation, biological process: regulation of transcription by RNA polymerase II. Gene Ontology annotation, molecular function: DNA-binding transcription factor activity, RNA polymerase II-specific; RNA polymerase II cis-regulatory region sequence-specific DNA binding; protein binding. Lineage: Eukaryota; Metazoa; Chordata; Actinopteri; Perciformes; Bathydraconidae.